AUGGAGCGGACUCUGAGCUCCAAGAGAAGCGGGGCAGGGGCCGCGCUGGUGCCAUCUGGGAUGACCGAGCGGCAGAUGCUGGCGAUGGCGCUGGAGGAGAGCAGGAGGGCGGCUGUGGCUGCCAAGCACACAGCUGUGCAGGAGGAAGAUGGCGGGAGCUCAGAUGAGAGCAGCAGCGAUGACGAGAGCUCGGCCGGUGGCGCGCGAGCGCGCGGCAGCGGAAAGCAACAACAGCAGCAGCAGCAGCAGCGUGCGGCCGGCGACAGCAAGCCGGGCAAAUGGUGUCGCCCGCGGCAGCGGCCUGGACUGCUGGCUGGUAGCAAUGCCAAGGCGAAUGGAAAAUCAGUGGGAACGCCGCGGAAAAGGGCGCGGGUGGAGGCGACAGAGUUUCGAACGGCGACGUCGUCGGAGAAUUCCAAGGCCUCGCGUACGACGCAGCAGCUGCUCGAUCUGGGGGGCUCAGUGCGGGGGUCCCUUGAGGGGUCCCUCACAGCCGGCGAUGUGGCGGCCGCGGCUGCCGGCCAGCGCCGCGGCGACUCGGCCGACUCGGAGCACAACAGCAUCAGCGGCGGCAGCGGGCAGCACGCCGGGCAGGGGGACAUGGAAAUGGAGAAACCCAAGCACGAAGCCGGCAGCGAGGGCGCCGGCGAGAGUGAGCACCAGAGGCCGACAGGCGCAGGUGCCCCACAUGAGGAGAACGCAGCCGGCCAGCUGGACGCACGCACGAUUGCCGAGAUGGCGCGCAAGCGCCGGGAGCGCUUCGGCACGAGCGGCGAGCCGGCUGCUGCGCACAAGAAGCCGCUGCGCCGCGCGCCAUCCUGCGCAUCACCACAGAAGCUGACGGUCAACAGCAGCCAGCAGAUGGAAGCGGUGGCGCGCAGCCGCAGCUGCCUGGCUGCGCUCGUGGAGUCGGAUCUUUUCCCUGACACUCCCCGGCGCGGCGGGGCCGCCUCGAAAACCGCGACCCCAGCGGUUACGCCGACGCUCGCCUCUGCCGAGGCCGCGGCCCAGGACAGCGCCGCGCGGGAGGCCGUGGAGGAUCAGAAGGUAUUGGCGUGCGGCAACGCGGCGGCGGCAGCGGCUGCAGGCGGCGCGGAUUCUGCGGCCAGCCCGGUGCGGACGCCGUCGCCGGUGGCGGGCUCGCCGCGGUCGCUGCAGGGGAGCGAAGUGGUUGACCCUGAUCUGGCGGGCGAUGUCAGGCUGAAGCUGGGGGAGGUGAAGCGCGAGGAGGAGGAGUUUGCGCGGCAGGGCACAGGCCCCCAGCAGCCCGCGCGCGCCGUGCAGCCGGCGGCGCCCAAGCAGCCGAAGCAGCGGAGGAAGCCGGGCCCAUCGCCCAAGCAGCGGCUGCCGGCGCUGCAGGUUCUUCGCGACAGCCCCGAUUCAGCCACCCUGGACCCUCUGGUGAAGGGGGAGGGAACGCCCUCCGCCCACGCCCCCAGGAAGGGCCGGGCUGCUGGCGCCAAUAGGGGUGUGCGCAGCGUCAGCCGCACGCCGUCGCGCAACCUGCGCUGGGCCAGCAGCCACCUCAGCUCCCCCUCUGGCGGCCUCGGACGGCGCCUGCGCUCGGCGGUGGUGGAGGAGUUCAAGCACAACACGGACGCGUCGGACCCUUUCGCGUGGCAGCCGCAGACGCCAGCUCGGGCGCGCGCAUCCGCGCUGCUGGCCGCCUGCGCAGUGCUCGCCGCCCAGGACAAACAGCUGUCAGCCCCUGAAACACCCUCUCCCCGUCCCGCCGCCUGCCCUUUAAAGCAGCAGCAGCGGAGGCAGCAGGAGCAAAUGGACGUCAUGGACUACCAACAGCAGCAGUCUCCCUGCCCAACGCCGGCCCGCCACUCAGCCAACGCCGUGCCGCCUCCUGCGCAAGCACAAGACACGCCGGUACUGGAUGCAUGUAACGAGCAGCCAAGUCAUGCGCAGAUCAUGGAUAUCGGCGCGACAAAUGAGGCGACAGCGAUAAAAGUCGAGCUGGAGCUGUCGGCCGAGUUGGCCACGCCGCCGGGCUCUCCGGCCGCCACAGCCGGCGGUGCGAGCGCUGACGCGUUCAUGACGCCGGCCCGGCAGAUGCUGCGCGGCAGUUCGGUGGAGUUUCCUGCGCUGGAUGCGGGUGUCAGCCCUGCAGCAACGCCGGUGCUGUGCACGCCCUCGCUGACGCCGGCCGUCAAGUGGCGGCUGCCGCUGUGGAAGAAGCUGCACCCGCUCUGCCUUGACUUACAGCGCCCUGACGAGCAGGCGGAGCAGUGUUGUGACAUGGAGGCCCCGUCUGCAGCAGCGACCCCUGCGCCAGCGCGCCACCUGGCGUUUGCGGCUGCGCUGCCGUCACCGGCGCGCGCACAGGUGGCGGAUGCGGCUGCGCAGGUCUGCGCCGCCUUUAAGGGCCGCCACGGCCUCGAGGGACGCCGCCUUGAGCUGUCCUCCAACUGUGCUACCGAUGAGCCAGGCGUGUGGAGGCCAGAGGCACUUGCAGCGGCGCAGAAUGCAGCGCCAUUCCAGGGCUCCCGGCUGGGCAAGGCGCUGACGGCAUGCUACGGCCGCAGCCGCUACACAGGGGCCGCCGCAGCCGGAUUCCGCGGGGGCUGCGCGGGAUUACGGGCCCCGUAUGCGGCGGCCCGUAACACGCCAGCCUGGCGCUCGGCGGCCAUCAGCCGCUCCGGCUCUGCCGCCUCCUCCUGCGGCCUUGGCGUCAACCCCCACCUGGCCAGGCAGCGCACGCAGCGCAACCUGCAGAACACUUGGGACGAUCUUCUGGCGCGACAGGCGCUGGAGGCAUGCACUGCCGAGGCCCUGGCUGCCUGGGCUAAGCCUGAUGAAGCAUCUGCAUGA
Coccomyxa subellipsoidea C-169 is the source of this 2820-nucleotide messenger RNA. RefSeq lists its product as hypothetical. The coding region runs from base 1 to 2820 and encodes 939 amino acids. NCBI's taxonomy places the organism in Eukaryota, Viridiplantae, Chlorophyta, Trebouxiophyceae, Coccomyxaceae. The record is from RefSeq and is a predicted model, not a curated record. The transcript is spliced from 9 exons.